CCGCUCAUGCACGUCCGAGCCAAUCUGCGCCCGAGAUGUUUUGGACUCGAGAAUUGUCGAUCCGGCAAUGCUGCUCCUUCUUUGAUUCUUCAUCUCUCUCUCACCUUUCUCAUUCAUUUCCGCUCAUCUAGCUUGGGUCAGUGAUGUCGGCUGCUCCCGCGCUGAGAGGAGCAGACCAAUCAUCAGCCGCCAAUCAAGAGUCGACGGCCGCUCCUCAAGAUGGCGUCGAGCAGACUACUCCCUCCUCUUCUACCGCAGAGCAGCGCGUAAAGGCACCGUCAGAGCAACGGCGGUCAAAUGAGGACAGGCAGGCUGACGACAGGCAAGACAAGAAAAGCUCGGACACCAGUGGCCAGUCUAGCUCGAAGCUGCCACCUUGGAUCGUCGACAAUAUCAAGAAUCCACACAGCCUUAAGAUGCUGUUUCGCUGCUGGGUCGCAAGCUGGGUCGCCAUCCUUCUCCUCCUGUUUGACCGCUCGCUGGCCACUCUCGGCCAGGCGGCCUUUUUCGUCUGCAUGGUCACCGUCUUCCUGCCGGCGAAUCUUCCCAUCUUUCCAUGGCUUAUCGCAAACGGGACCCUGGUAGUGGGCUCAGUCGUAGGAUGGGCCAUCGGCUGUGCUGCAAUGGCCGCUGCUCUGCGAGCGAGAGACUCGACGCUCCUACAAAGCCAGCUCCAACGCGUCCAAGCAUCAGUAGCGACGGCGACCAACCCAGAGGCGGAAUAUCAAGCUGCCAUUUUCCGAGCAGAGUUCCUCGAUGCCCGGUCCUCUGCAGUAUUCGGCGUCUUUCUAGCAUUUGGUAGCUUCCUCGCCGCAGUGGUGUUCACUCAGUCACCCAAGCUGAGAUUCACUGCCAUCUUCAUGGUCAUCGUGCUCGACGUCAUGUGCACCUACGGCGUCCUCUUCCCCGUGCAGCAGUAUACGCUAGGCACCAUCUUCUUGCUGCCCAUCGGCGUCUCUCUCGGCAUCAGCUUCGCCUGCAUGCUCUUCAUCUUCCCAGAGACUCUCUCGUUCGGCUGGCAGGGCAACUUGGCCAAGCUGCUCAAGGCGACAAAGGGCUACGUCGUCCUGCACGACGCCUUCCUCAAGGAGCUCACGACGGCGGAUGACCUCGAGCAGACGGCCAAGGUUUUCGACGGCAAGCUCAAGGGUGCUCAGACGGGUGUGAUCGCGCUCUUGCAAGCCAUGCAGGGUCAGCGUCCCUUUCUGCACAUGGAACUCACGUACUCUUCCCUCUCGCCGAAAGACUUGACUUCUCUGCUUGAGCCGGUCAAAAUCCUAGCCCUCAGGACGCUCGGACUAUUCAGCUUCAAUACGGCACUCGAGGUGGCUAUUCACGACGACAAGCUCGCGGACGAUCCCGACGCGGCCAGCGAUGCAGAGAAGAACGUCAAGAGCGAUCAUGAAGAUUUCUCAAAGCCAGUCGCGGUGCACGACACUCAUGCCUUGAUGCGAUGGCGAGGGAUGCAGCACGAGGCUGAGCGUACUCACCACGUCUCGCUGAAGGACGACAUGCUCCCAAUCAUGAUCGACGGAAGCAGAGAUCUUCUCGCCAAAUGCUUUUCCGCCAUGGACGAGAUCACGUCCUGGCUUGAGUUCACCAACAACCAUCGCUACCUGGGCCAAAUGAGCGCUGAGCAGCACCAAGACAGGGUGGCGAAGCUGAAUGCUGCCGUCGAGGAACUCGAGCAAACGGUCAGCAAUUUUGACAAGGAGCGUCUGCGUCUCAUUGCGCCCUACGAGAAGCACUUUGCCAAGCAGACAACCGACGGUUCCCUUAUGCUGGAUGCUGACGGCGCUAAAGCAUUCCGAUCAGGCGCACGCGGCCUCUACAUCUGCCUUGUCUGGUGCUUCAAUGCCACCAACACAGCCAAGCAGCUCAUCGUCCUCACUCGAGCUGUUCACGACGUAGCCCUGAAACGACCUCGAAGCAGGCUCUGGUGGCCUACUGGCCUCUCCAGAUUGGCUGCGGUCAUCACGUCGAAGAGAGGCAGCGAUGUCGUCAACUCGAUGCCUGCAGAUGAUCCGGAUUCCGAGGAAUCUACCCUGGCCGAAGAUGUUGAGCAGGACGAGCGGGAAGAAGGGGACAAUGCAGCAGCAGACGCGACGAAGAAGAAGAUCAAGGCCGAGAGAAGAUCCAGGCUGCGCGAUGCCGAUGCCUUGCCGCCCUCAAAUGCCCUCCAUUACAUUGGCCGCUUCCUUGCAGCUUGCUACCGCUUCACUUACAGCCAAAGGGGGAUGUUCGCGUUACGCUUCACAAUUGCGGGGCUGGCCGUGUGGAUCCCUUCAGCGGCAACGCAGGAAUCGGCUGCCUUCUCCUAUCGCAAUCGAGGCCUUUGGGCCAUCAUCAUGGCUCAGCUGGCAGUGGCGCUCACUUCGGGCGAAUUCGUCUUCUCCAUCGCCUCGCGAGUCAUUGGUACGGUUCUCGGAGCGCUUCUAGGCGCCCUUUUGUGGUACAUCUCCUGCGGCAAGGCGGCGCAAGGUAAUCCGUACGGAUAUGGCGCUGUGACGGCGGUAGCCUUUGUGCCCCUGGUCUUCCUUCGGCUCUUCGUCCCGAUGCAGCUUCUCAUCGUCUCGCUCAUGACCUUUGUGACUCUUGUCCUGGUCAUUGGCUAUUCGUGGAUCGACGCCGGCCACCUCGUGAUCAGUGUCUCGAGCGGUAUCGGAAUUGAAGUGGCCUGGCGUCGCAUGCUGCUCGUCCUCAUCGGUAUCGCAGCUGGCUUCAUCGUCAUGCUAUUCCCGAGACCGACCUCGACACGAGAGACGGUGCGACAUUCCUUUGCGAAGCUCACCAGCCGCCGCAUCUUGCCCAUCUACUGCAAGGCCAUUGAGGCGUGGUCGACACACAGCGAGGACAGCUACGACGAGGUGAUCAAGCAAGACGCCGCAAAAUCUUCGCCGGCCAUGGUCGAGUAUCGUGCAGAGCUUUUGGCCGGCCUGGCGCAGCAGGGCGAUCUUGCGGGUAAAGUCGGCUUAGCGAGGCUUGAUGUCCCCUUCAGAGGUCGCUGGCCCGCGGAGCGGUAUGAUCAGCUGCUGAAGACGCACAAUCGAAUGGUAAGACGCAUCCAGUGACGGCGUGUCAUGCAAGAUAGCACCGCGCUGACUAGAUCGAUGCGCCCUCACAGCUCAGCAGCCUGGCACAGCUUUACCAAAUCCUGAAUCAGC
Molecule: messenger RNA, 3164 nt
Organism: Jaminaea rosea
Lineage: Eukaryota; Fungi; Basidiomycota; Exobasidiomycetes; Microstromatales
Exons: 2
Coding region: 144-3071 (975 amino acids)
Source: RefSeq, a predicted model, not a curated record